UCCACUCCACCCGCCCCAACCGCCCGCCACAAAUAUGCCCGCACACACAAAGAGGAGAAGCACAGAAAACAACAGAGGUUCCCUUCCUCCUCGUCCCGCCAUGAACGGAGCUCGCCUCGGCCGGGAGCGCCCGCGUUAGCGCGCCGCCCGGAGAGCCCUCAGGGGGUUUGCAGGCCCGGGGGUCGCUCCGGUGCCGGCGCCGGCGACGGGGCCGCGGACCGGCGAGGGCGUCGGCGCCGGCCCUCUAUAGCCCCAAAGCCCGUCGCCUCAUUCGCUCGCGAUUCGUUCCUCUCGCGGUUUCAUCUGAACUCAGGCCCGAACGCCACCAACGCUGCCAAAUUCCCACUUCGUUAAAGCGUCCGAUUUUAUCCGAUCUUGAAGGAUUCUGGAGUUCACUGAGGUGCGAGGAUUGCAGAUGUCCGGAGGAACAGCGCCGACUGUUUCAUCGGAAAUGCGGAUUCAUUUCGUUUGUUUUGCUUUGCGCAUUGUCUGCAACGGUGUCUGAUUUGCUGUUACUGGCAAUUACGGGUGGUCGAUGUGAUGUUAGAGGUCUCCUCCAUGUUGAAAAUGAUGACUGAGAGUAUCAAACCUGCAGAAGCUGACCUGGUUAAUUCUAGCAACAGAAAGAUAUUCGUGCAGGAAAACUCAAAGUUGCCCAACAAGGCUGUCACUUUUUCGAUGAAUAUGACCGAGCAACAAGAGAAUCCGUUACAAGCAGAUUUGAUGGCACAAAGGUCGCGUUUCAGAAACCUAAAGUUGGAAGAGGGGACAAGGAACAAUCCCUUUGAAGUGAGCAUCGUGGAGAGAAGCAAGACGAAACCGUGGAGCUUGUGCAUGAAAACACCCCAAGCGGUGUCAAAUAGCUCUACGGCUUAUGAUCUGCUCGGCAAUGGCCUCGCUGAUCUUAGUCAAGCCAGUCUCCUGCCAAAUAUUGGUUUGGCAGGUGAAAACUGUGUACUGGGAAAUGGUAAUAAGUUUUGUGAAUAUUCCGUGCAUGAAGCAAAGUUGUCUGCUGAAAUGAAGCCAAAGCUACUUGAGCAGCUCUCGGGCAAGGGUGAAGCAAUGAUGGAAUAUUCCUUUAGAAGACAGCAUCAUGGAAUAUUCCAUUUUUCCCCGGCACGGCCACGUUUUCUCCAUCGAAGGAAACUUCUAAUUCUUGAUAUAAAUGGGCUUCUUGCAGAUAUAGUUUCUCCUCCUCCCAAGGACUAUAAAGCAGACAUAAAUAUUGCUAGACGGGCAGUUUUCAAGAGACCCUUCUGCGUUGAUUUUCUGAAGUUCUGCUUUGAAAGAUUUGAUGUGGGCAUAUGGUCAUCAAGAAACAAGAAGAAUGUGGAAAGAGUGGUUAAUUAUCUUCUGGGAGAUAUGAAGCAUAAGCUGCUUUUUUGUUGGGAUCUCUCACAUUGCACUGCUACAAGGUUUAGAACACUAGAAAACAAGCAUAAGGCCUUGGUUUUUAAGGAAGUCAGGAGACUAUGGGAGAAACAUGAGUCUAGCCUUCCAUGGGAAAAGGGAGAGUACGAUGAAUCAAAUACGCUGUUAUUAGAUGAUUCCCCUUAUAAGGCCUUGCUCAACCCUCCCAACACUGCAGUCUUUCCCAACUCUUACAAGUUUCAGAAUGAGAGUGAUGUUUCCUUAGGUAAUGGAGGCGACCUUCGUGUUUAUCUGGAAGAGCUAGCUGCAGCCAAUGAUAUACGGCAGUAUGUGGCACAACAUCCAUUUGGUCAAACAGCAAUUUCUGAAGAAAGUAAAUCUUGGCGUUUCUACCUCAAAGUCGUGAAUACAGUAACGCCACCAGAUCACCCAUACUUCUCAGCUCAGGCUCGUCCAUGACUCUUUGUUUUGAUCAGCUGUGAUGCAGAUGGUUGGGAAUCCGUGUCCCGUCAUCCAAGUUCUUUGAGACAACUUCUUACAUGCCAAAUCAUCGAGUCUCGUUUAUGCUUCGUGCAUGAAUUGUGCCGAUGUGGUCGCUCUGAAGUAAAGUGCUCAGGUGGUCUUCUAAUUUCAAUUUUCUUUUUUGUUCAUGCCGUAACUAUAGACUCGUUGAUCGAAGAAUAUGGUGAGAAGAGUACCUGCUUUGGAAGUUACAGUUAACUUGAUUUGCAACAUAGAUUGAUUUAUUCUCGUUGACUGCACGGAGCUCUAAUCAUUGAAGAAUGAAGCAAUUACAGAAAAGAGUCUUUUUUGUUUUUUGUUUUCUUAGUUUUUCGGUAGUGAGAGUAGCCAUUUUGAUUGGUUUGGCAGGAUCAACAGCAUGUCGACGCCUUAUGAACAUUCACAUUUGGUUGUAUAUUCUGGCUGCUGGUAAUUUUUCUUACACUUGAAUACUUCUCUAAAUGGAAGUUCUCACUUUGAGUUUGGAA
Messenger RNA from Syzygium oleosum, 2360 nucleotides. RefSeq lists its product as uncharacterized. The transcript is spliced from 8 exons. Bases 541 to 1830 code for a protein of 429 amino acids. The record is from RefSeq and is a predicted model, not a curated record. Gene Ontology annotation, molecular function: phosphoprotein phosphatase activity. NCBI's taxonomy places the organism in Eukaryota, Viridiplantae, Streptophyta, Magnoliopsida, Myrtales, Myrtaceae.